Messenger RNA from Perkinsus marinus ATCC 50983, 420 nucleotides. RefSeq lists its product as hypothetical. NCBI's taxonomy places the organism in Eukaryota, Perkinsozoa, Perkinsida, Perkinsidae. Bases 1 to 420 code for a protein of 139 amino acids. The transcript has a single exon. The record is from RefSeq and is a predicted model, not a curated record.
AUGGGUCGAGUUAUCUACCUCGACGUUACCGGUCGUAGGAGGUUGGAUGAAGAGGACAAGUAUAGUGACGGCAGACCCAAGCAUCACAGCCAGAGAGGUUUCUUCUGCCCACUUCGGGAGCACCUCUCGAUAACGCGAGUGCCCAGUCUCGUUGAUCCCCAACCAUUGAAGAGAGACGGUGUCGGGUCCCUGGGGUGUUUGCCUAAGGUGGCCUCGCCAGUGUGGCAGUCGGUAAGACUUCUUGGUGAGCCGGCGACGUCUACCAUACCGCUGGACGAAGUCUUGAUCGCCCCAUUGGAGCCUCUGAUGCCGCCCGAGAUGUUCGAUGAGAAGAAGGAGAAGUCGGAGCUCUAUCUGUCAUCGAUACGUUCCAAAGGGCGACACCGUAAGUACCUGUUAGCUCGUGAGUCCCCAUACUAA